This is a messenger RNA of Oncorhynchus nerka (sockeye salmon), 2480 nucleotides long. It is a transcript of the gene rwdd3, whose product is annotated as RWD domain containing 3. The coding region runs from base 913 to 1689 and encodes 258 amino acids. The record is from RefSeq and is a predicted model, not a curated record. The transcript has 4 exons. NCBI's taxonomy places the organism in Eukaryota, Metazoa, Chordata, Actinopteri, Salmoniformes, Salmonidae. Gene Ontology annotation, molecular function: protein binding. Gene Ontology annotation, biological process: positive regulation of hypoxia-inducible factor-1alpha signaling pathway; positive regulation of protein sumoylation.
AUCACCAUGCGCAAUGCCAAGCGUUGUCUGGAGUGGUGUAAAGCGCGCCGCCAUUGGACUGGAGCAGUGAAAACGCGUUCUCUGGAGUGAUGAAUAAUGCUUCACCAUCUGGCAGUCCGAUGGACAAAUCUUGGUUUGGUGGAUGCCAGGAGAACGCUACCUGCCCGGAUGGAUAGUGCCAACUUUAACAUUUGGAAUAUAAUGGUCUCGGGCUGUUUUUCAUGGUUCAGUGAAGGGAAAUCUUAACAUUACAUCAUACUUUCUAGACGAUUCUGUGCUUCCAACUUUGUGGCAAUAGUUUGGGGAAGGCCAUUCCUCAAGCUCAGCAUGACAAUGCCCCUGUGUACAAAGCGAGGUCCAUACUGAAAUGGUUGAGAACGGUGUGGAAGAACUUGACUGCCCUGCACAGAGCCAUGACCUCAACCCCAUCUAACACCUUCGGGAUAAAUUGGAACACAGACUGCGAGCCAGGCCUAAUCGCCCAACAUCCGUGCCCAACCUCACUAAUGCUCUUGUGGCUGAAUGGAAGCAAGUCCCCGCAGAAAUGUUCCAACAGAUUCUAGUGGAAAGUCUUCCCAGAAGAGUGGAGGCUGUUAUAGCAGAAAAGGGGGGACCAACUCCAUAUUAAUGCCCAUGAUUUUGGAAUGAGAUGUUUGACGAGCAGGUAUCCACAUACUUUUGGUCAUGUAGUGUAGUUUUAUUUACAAAUUGAACUAGCUAGCUACACUACAAGUAAAUCCGCUCUCUUGACCAUAGUUUCUUGUCUGGAUACGGGUGGAACUAAAAUAGGGACUUGAAGUACAUCGGACAUAAACAACAAGCACACAUUUAACGCGUACAUUUUUUAAACAAAAUGAGUGAAAGAAGCACCGAUUUCUUUUGAGAUAUUUUGAAUGACAGUUGUUAUUUGAAAUGUCUGAGCUGGCAUUGGAUGAAAUGUCCGUUUUAUCAGCAAUAUACUGUGAAAAGGACGAAUUUGAGCUACUUGAGAAAUCAGCAGAAAAGGGACUUGUAUUCCGCAUCCAGAUGGAGGUGGAAGCAGCCACCAGUGAGAGAACUCUUUUGAGUCUCCUCUUCCAGCUGCCAACAGAGUACCCCCACUGUGUCCCAAAAAUAAGUGUCAGCUCUAAACAGCUCUCCAGGAAACAAUGCCAACACAUCAAGCAGAGUCUGCUGGAAAAGGCCUCCGCACUGGAGCCAGACCCCAUGGUUCAUGAACUACUGCUGUGGCUCCAACAGAACUUCACUGAACUUACUUUAAAUGACCAGUCCCUGGUGGAGGUGCAAGAGGAGGUUGGUGAGGAGGAGACGUGGAUAGCUCUUUUUCUAAUAGACCAUAUGAGGUCCAAAACAAAAUAUAUAAAGGCAAUUGAAAAGUGGAGCUCGGAUUUGGGGCUCACCGGAAGGCUGUUCUUGGGGAAGUUGAUACUGGUCCUUCUGCAAGGCGCAAGGAGGAGUAUCAAGGAAUACAUCCAUCUCCAGAGAACUGUGAAAGUAGAUGUGGAUUCAUCAGGAAAGAGAUGCAAAGAGAAGAUGAUGAGAGUUCUUUGCGAAACCCAAGUCUCAGACCUCAAACGGAUCUCAUCUUUUGAAAUCAAAGAGUUUUUGUCCCUCGAGGAGCUACAAAGGGAGUUUGAGCAAGUUGGACUAUUGAAACUGUACCAAGAGUUUGUGGCCACAUUGCCGUAGCCAUCAUGGCUUUUGUCAAGUCAUGCUUUUCCAGACUGGUGCAGAUUAUGUGAACUUUAUACUUUUCAUAUGACAGUCAACAGAAGGACUAAUCUAAACAUCUGAUUAACAUUCAGUUAUGGGUUACAUUUGUGCAUUGAAGGUAUUCAAAAGGUUUUUCUACCAUCCACAUGAUGGCAGCAAAGUCUACCAUUUGAAUCAAAUAUUUGUAAAGUUGUUAGUUUAUUCAAAUCUUUUUUUUUUUUUUUGUCACACACUGGAUAGGUGCUUUGAAUGUGUUAUACAGGGUCAGCCAUAGUAGUACAGCACCCCUGGAGCAAAUUACUGUCAAGUGCUUUGCUCAACAGCACAUCGACAGGUUUUUCACCUUGCCAGCUCAGGUAUCCACUUAGGCUAUUCCCUAGUUGAAAAGUUGUGCCUUGCUUUCUACUCCUGAAAGAUUUGUUCCUCCUUCUUGUACCUCUUCAUCAGACGAAAUACACGAAGGUUAAGGUCAUAUAGAAAAACUGCUAUAAAGUGGUCCACAAAUCUCUGAUGUUACAUGAAAGUUGCAUCAUAGGACUUAGCUUCGGAUUGCGUAUAGGAUGUUGUAUACAGAUGCGUAUCGUUCCGAUGCCUAGCGUCUGAAAUUAAUAACAGUCAUACAGUUUUAGCCUCGCGAGCCACCCUGAUUUCGCAAGCUUACAUACAGUGCAUUCGGAAAGUAUUCAGAUCCCUUGACUUUUUCCACAAUUUUGUUACAUUACAGAUUUGUUCUAAAAUGUAUUAAAAAUAAACAUUUCUACAUAGAA